Archocentrus centrarchus (flier cichlid) is the source of this 5552-nucleotide messenger RNA. RefSeq names its product zinc finger FYVE domain-containing protein 1-like. The transcript is spliced from 11 exons. NCBI's taxonomy places the organism in Eukaryota, Metazoa, Chordata, Actinopteri, Cichliformes, Cichlidae. Gene Ontology annotation, cellular component: lipid droplet. The record is from RefSeq and is a predicted model, not a curated record. Gene Ontology annotation, molecular function: 1-phosphatidylinositol binding; phosphatidylinositol-3-phosphate binding; phosphatidylinositol-3,4-bisphosphate binding. Bases 929 to 3289 code for a protein of 786 amino acids. Gene Ontology annotation, biological process: lipid droplet formation.
AUAACGUAGCUAGAGCAAUCUUUCAGGGAGGGGGGCUGAAGAACAAAACAAUGACACUGCUUGGAAGAAUUUAAAUACAUUAACUCUUCUAAAGACAUUUAAAACCUAGCCGCGCCGAUUUCCCUCCCGGUGUUAAGUAAAAGAGUCCGGGGAUAUUCGAGCUUUUGACAUCGACUAGCUGUUGUUUGUUGAUAUGUUGUUGCUGCUGCUCAGUUGACAGACUGGAGGCUAGCUGCUUGCUUGGACGGCUACGAGCUGUUAUGGUUUGCUGGCUCGCUAAUUACAGCUUUUGUUUGAGGGGGAGAAAAAAAAGUUGAAAUUGUCCGACGAAAGUAGCUAGCUCUAAGCUAACUGCCAAUAUUUGGUUGCCAAACAAUAUACUGAAUUUACAACCCAGAGACCCACACAGGGUCAGUGUGCUAGUUAGCCUGUUGUUAGCAUUAACAUUUGCACUUUUUUUUUCUUUCAGGGAGGGUUUAUUGUCUCGGUAGGUACUGGUUACCUGGUUAUUUUACAGUUUCUCUCUUGUCUUAGAUAUAUAUUAUGUAAUACUGCAUCUAAAUGCAUGAACAGGCUAACUCAGUGAAAGGAUAUAAAGCGUAAUUCAAGAAAACGACUGUUGUUACUUAAUUGCCUUUGUUAGUUGCACUAGAUGGCAUUAUAUCAACCUGUUUCAAGCAACUGAAUUUCAUACUGCGAAAGCUAAUUUGAUAAAUUAUCAGUAUUGAGACUUUGUAUUAAGUCAGUGUAUUAGCAACCCUGUUAUCAUGCAGCUGUCUUAAGUUUAUUUCAUUGUAUUUGGACAUUUCAGAUUUCGUUAUUACUGCAUUGUGCAUUUUUCAUUAACUGCUAUUGGAAGUAGCUGGUGCUGUUGUCAGAGCUGUUCCAAUAAGCACCCAUCUAUAUUCAGCUCACUUUUUAAGAAAGGAUGAAUGGAUAUGGCUCAUCUUCAGAAAAGGGAGUCAAUACUAGUCUGAUAUGUCAAGAGAGUUAUUCCUGUGGUGGCUCUGAGGAGGCUGCAUUUGAGUGUGUUGAGUGCAAAAGCCUGCAGUGUGUUCACUGUGAGCUCGACCUCCAUAGUCAUGACCGGCUAAAGAACCAUGAGCGGGUCCAGAUAGGUCCUGGACAUGUCCCAUACUGUGACAACUGUAAAGGAGGUGGUGGAGAUAGUGGCAUGCGCCAUAGGUCUGUGGUCCGCUGCCAGAACUGCAAAGUUAAUUUGUGCCAGGACUGUCAGAAACGCACUCACAGUGGAGGCAACAAGAAGAAACACCAGCUUACACCUUAUCCGCCACCACCCAAACCUGCAGAAGGCAACUCUGUCCAAACGCCUGCCCGGCCUGCUGUUCAUAUAGCCGAUGAGCCCAAAUCUCAGAGAGCAAAACUUCUGGAGAAGGUGUCCAGCUUUCUUCUGGUUGAUGAGAAUGAAGAAAUGCAGAUAAAAGAUGAAGCUUCCUUUGUGAAGAGCCUCAGCUGCGCGCCCAACCAGCUGCUGAAGGUGGUGUCCAUCUUUGGUAACACAGGAGAGGGCAAAUCUCACACUUUGAACCACACAUUCUUCAUGGGCAGAGAGGUGUUCAAGACUUCUCCCACACAAGAAUCAUGUACAGUGGGGGUGUGGGCAGCAUUUGACCCAAUCCACAAAUUAGUGGUCAUUGAUACAGAGGGGCUGCUUGGGAACAGUUCCAAACAGGGCCAGAGAACACGUCUCUUACUAAAGGUGCUCGCCAUCUCUGACCUCAUAAUCUAUCGCACCCAUGCUGACCGUCUCCAUGAUGACCUCUUCAAGUUCCUUGGGGAUGCCUCGGACGCAUAUUUGAAGCAUUUCUCCAAGGAGCUGAAGGCAACAAUGACACGCUGUGGCCUGGAUGUCCCACUGUCCACCUUGGGCCCUGCAGUAGUCAUCUUCCAUGAAACAGUCCACACUAAGUUGCUGGGUUCAGAUAAAUCAUCUGAAUCUGUAGAUCGGCUACUGUUGGAGCGCUUUAGGAAGCUUUCCCGUUUUCCAGAGGCCUUUAGUUCUCUCCACUACUGGGGUACACAGACUCUCAGUCCCCCUACUGACUUUUGUGGCCUGCAGAAUAAACUGGAACAGCUCCUGGAUAACAACGCCACUCGCUCUCCACGUACCCCUGUGGUCAUCUUCAAAGCCCUGCAGGCACUGAGUGAACGCUUCAGUGGGGAAAUUUCAGGUGAGCUGGUCGCGCACAGCUGCUUUUUUCCCGAUGAAUACUUCACCUGCUCCAGCCUGUGCCUCAGCUGUGGAUCUGGCUGCAAGAACAGCAUGAACCACUUAGGAGAGGCAGUGCGCCACGAGGCGACGCAUCGCUGUCGUUAUACUCCUCAGUAUGAUAACCGCAUUUACACCUGCAAAGCUUGCUAUGAAGGGGGAAAAGAAGUGGUAGUUGUCCCAAAGACCUCAGCGUCCUCAGAUUCUCCAUGGAUGGGCCUCGCAAAAUAUGCCUGGUCUGGGUAUGUUAUUGAAUGUCCCAACUGUGGGGUGAUCUAUCGGAGCCGUCAGUACUGGUACGGAAAUCAGGACCCUGUGGAUACAGUUGUCCGCACUGAGAUCCAACAUGUUUGGCCGGGAUCAGAUGGCUUUUUAAAGGACAAUAGCAAUGCUGCACAGCGCCUUCUGGAUGGAGUCAACCUAGUAGCCCAAUCUGUGUCAGAGCUCAGUGUCAAACCUGCCAAGGCUGUCACCUCUUGGCUGACAGAUCAGAUCGCCCCAGCCUACUGGAAACCCAACUCCCUGAUCUUGGUGUGCCAUAAGUGUCACACAGUCUUCCAGGAUAACGACACUAAGCAUCACUGCCGUGCCUGUGGGGAGGGCUUCUGUGAUGGCUGCUCUUCCAAAGCUGCGCCUGUCCCUGAGAGAGGCUGGGGUCUUGCCCCUGUCAGAGUGUGUGAUGUCUGCUUUGAGCAGAGAGCUUCAUAUGCAGAGCUACUUGAGGCAGAGCGAGAAGAGGAAGAAGGUGGAACUCUUGCCAGGAAGGUUGGAGAAGCUGUCACCAAUACUUUAGGAGUCGUAGUCACUGCUAUUGACAUCCCACUAGGCCUCGUGAAAGACGCAGCUCGUCCUGCCUACUGGGUGCCUGACCAGGACAUCCUGUCGUGCCACAACUGCCAACGCGAGUUCACUGCCAAGCUGUCCAAGCACCACUGCCGCGCCUGCGGCCAAGGAGUGUGCGACGACUGCUCCCCCGAGCGUCGAGCCGUUCCAUCGCGUGGCUGGGACCACCCCGUGCGCGUGUGCUCCAGCUGCAACCAGAAGCCCGGAGAACUUUAACAGGGACGGCUUUCCUUCCUCAGAACGCCAGAUAGAACCACUCACUAACUCGGCAGUCUGUCUCUGCUAAAGCAUACCUCUCUUGCUCGACCGAUUCUGUCUUGUAUCUGUGGAAGGGAAAUUUUUAGGCAUAUAUGUAGGACAUUUAGCAGAUUUGGGAUUUCAGAGUUCCUGUGGCCUUUGUAGAACAGCCAGAACAUGUGAGCUACUUGACUGAGUGUGAAACCUGCAUUUCUACUCCGAGUAUCCACAGUGUCAAUGUUUUGAUUCUUAUUGACACAGAUCCCUUAUUUUACAUUGGCUGUUGAGCUAUUUUUCUACUGUCAGAAAAUAUAUAUAUAAAAAAAAAAAACAUUUAAAUAGUAAUAGCUAGUUGAGAAUGCUGGUUGGGUUGGUGUGAUUAGUUUCCAGCAAUUCCUAUUAUUAUUAUUAUUGAGUAUUUUCUCUGAUGUCACGUAAUGGCAAAGAGAGAUUUUAAACACAUGCAGCUAACUGCAGGUUCCUUUGCAUGCAUAUAUUGCAACAUUUUAGUUUUUGCACUACGCCUUGUUCAGCUGUUAUAGGCUGUUGCUUACCAUGGCCAAAAAGCCAGAUAUCCAGGUGAAGAAGCAGUCGCUCCAAACUCAGUUGAAAUCUACGGCAGGAGGUCUUGAUUUUGGAUAUCUGGUGUGGCAGAAAUCAUUCAGGUCACUGUGUCUGUGCUGGUACAAUGUUUAUAUUUUAUCAUGUAAUAUGUGGUCGUAUGAAGACAUAGAACUAUGUUAGAGGAAAUGUUGAAAGUUAUUUAACCGAGAAACAAAAUAUUAGCACUGCAUGACGGUGUGAGAGAUCAUGGCCUUUUACUUGUUCGGAGGAUGGUCUCUGAAUAAACCUCACUUAUCUCUUUUACUAAGUGGCAUUUCAGUGGUCUCAUGUUACAAAAUGUAAUUCAUGUUCAAAAUUUUUUUUUUUUUUGGACCCCUUUGUUUCAAGUGUAAUCUAAAUAUUUAAUAUUUGAAGUUCCUGCCUGCAUUGCAUCUGGAUGUUGUCUUUCAGAACUGAAAAAUACACAGUGUUCAAACUGGUUUUACUUAUUACACUCAUGCCUGCAGGUCUCUGUAGAUGCAGCGUGACAUGUUAAGGACUCCUGACAAAGCACAAUGGAAUUUUGUUCUGCUUAUAAGAACUUAUGUUUUCUCUUAUUUUACAUCCGUUAUUGAAAGCUGUUGUAAAUUUACUUUAGCUGUUUUUUUUUGGGGGGGGGGGUGUGACAUGAUUAACUGUAUGUAUAUUUAUAGACUUUGUAGUGACACUUUGUGAACCACCCUUUUUCUGUCUUUGUUUGUUUUUGUCUUUCAGCGUUACACAGAAAUACUAAUGCUCAAAUGGGUCAAAGGUGAGAUGUUGAACCAUAUGUAGCGACUGAGAGCUUUAAUUAUGUCUUUCAUCAUUAACUAGUUUUGUUUUACUGAGUACUGAGACCGUUAUCGUACAAAGCACAUGGCGAUGCCUUUUAGACAUAUGCUUGCGUUUUGUUGUCCAAAAAAAAAAAAAAAAAAAAACAAGAAAAAAAAAAAAGGGGGGGGGGGGUAUUUGUCAGUUUUAAGCUUUGUAGAUAAAGUUAAUUCUCCCUUUGCACCUAACGUGGAACUUUUUGGUUCUGAUGUCUGAUGAGAAGAUGUUGUGUCUGCCUUGUCUCAAAAUAGAUUUAUCUGUCUGAGUGUUUCAUCACACACACACACCCUCUUUUGAGAUGCUAAUAUUGCACAGGAUAGAAUAGGAAAUGCAUCAUGUCAGAUUACUGGUACUGGAGUUCAUUGCCAUGCAUAUCUUUGCAGUCUGUUCAAAUACCCAUUAUAGUGUUUGAGAUAUUCAUCCCUUUUUUUUCCCCUUGCUUUUUUUUAAUUGGGUAGGGUGUAACUGUCAACAUGUUUAACCUGCCGACUCCAAAUCAAACAAAAAUGACUGAUAUACUUUAAACUGUUGGAACUAACUUGAAGAAAUGGUGGAAGAUUUGCAUAAGAUUAAAGUUGUAUCAGCUUCUGUCUGUUAAAUCAUAAUCUGCAACUGCCUCCAUGUCUUAAGUGGUGUGUGUAUGUGUGGUAGUGUGUUUUAAAUCUCCCUGUGUCAAACCACUUACUGUACUGUAUGUGGGAGGAAUAGAUCGUGUGCAUGUCCUUGUGUUAUGAGCCUUGCUUUCAUUCCCGUCCAGCACUGCAGUUUCAGAUAAAUGAAAAAAAAUAUAUAUAUAUAAAUAUAUAAGUACACACACACACAUAGUUGC